This is a messenger RNA of Cyclocybe aegerita, 876 nucleotides long. The record is from the annotation of a GenBank genome assembly. NCBI's taxonomy places the organism in Eukaryota, Fungi, Basidiomycota, Agaricomycetes, Agaricales, Hemipholiotaceae.
AUGAUUGAUCAACGGGUAGCAACUGGAAGAAAACUGUUCCUCUUUCCUCUGGCGCCGUCGCAAGUGCAAGCCCUGGAUCGAUCACGGUUGGUAUUAGUGGACUCGACGAGAGCGAGAGCGAGAGAAAACUGCGCCUGCGCCGGGACGACUGAGAAGAAGACGAAGACGGCGCCCUCCAGAGAAGAGCCUAUUCUUGCGGUGGACGGGGAGGAGCAGGAGGUCGUCGUCGCCCAUAACCAUCAUAUUCACCACUUCCACCACCACCCUCAUUUGCCUUUAUCGCCCACAUCACCAACACCUUCCUCUUCAUCAUCUAUUGCCUCAUCCUCCUCGUCCGCCACCUCCUUGACACCAUUACCGCCCGCCGCCCAGCUCAAGAAGAAGCGCCGGGAGCGAGCUAUUCCCCGUCACGCGACCACGAGCGGGUACUACUACGACGUCAUCAAGCCCGCAAGCCCAGCAGCCAACCCACUGACAAAGACUAUCCUCGAAGGCAAGGAGCUCUUCAGGCAGGGUGCCUACCCCGCUGCACUUGCUAAAUUCACAACGGCGAUCGCGGCGCAGCGCCCGCGGGACCUACCUGCGCUGUACUUGUAUCGGUCGCAGACGCUGUUCAAGCUUGAGCGGUAUCGCGAAGCCGUACGGGAUGCACGCAAGGCCAUCGAGCUGCGGUCCACGUUCUGGGAGGCGUGGAUUAUAUUGUUGGAUGCCCAGCUCGCCCUGAAAGACCACCACGCAUGCAACGACACCUGCCGCCAGCUGAUGGCAAGCAUGGCGGGUCCGUCGUGCUACCUGUCGACGGACGAGUGCGGGACGAGGAUCAAGGCGUUCGCGAAAGUGGACGAGGUGAUGGGGAUUUUAUCUACGCAAUUGUAA